Hevea brasiliensis (rubber tree) is the source of this 1801-nucleotide messenger RNA. RefSeq names its product UBP1-associated protein 2B. The transcript has 2 exons. NCBI's taxonomy places the organism in Eukaryota, Viridiplantae, Streptophyta, Magnoliopsida, Malpighiales, Euphorbiaceae. The record is from RefSeq and is a predicted model, not a curated record. The coding region runs from base 116 to 1339 and encodes 407 amino acids. Gene Ontology annotation, molecular function: RNA binding.
AAUAACCCAUCAAUCCUCUUACUCGGGCCAAGUAAAACUGGUCUGAGCUUACACAGUUACAGUACCCAGGAGCAGCACACCUUCUCUGUCGCGCGCGAUUCUCUCUCCCUCUCCAAUGGUGAAAACCCAAAAAACCGUUCUCAUCAAAAAGUCAGAUAUUAUCGCCGAUCAAAAUCCCCUCCAGAAACCCAAACUCAAGAAACGAAAGAUUAUAAAAGCUCACCUCCCAACUCCUCCUCCCAAAACCACCCACACUGAUUCUGAUUCUGCUUCCGAUGAGAAUUCCAAUUUUGAUUCUGACUCCAUUGAUCUCCCAACUCUCCUUGAACCCUACACCAAAGACCAGCUCAUCGAACUCCUCUCCCUCGCGGCUGCCAAAUACCCCUCUCUUUAUCCCCUCAUCAAUGAACACGCGGACCGGGAGGCGUCCCACAGGAAAAUCUUCGUCCAUGGUUUUACCUGGGACAUCACGCGUGAAAAACUCCUCUCCGAAUUCGAACCCUUUGGAGAAAUCGAGGAUUGCAACGUUGUAAUGGACAAAGUCACUGGGAAAGCUAAAGGGUACGGUUUCGUUUUGUUCAAGACGAGAAAAGGUGCAGCUAUGGCGUUAAAAGAUCCCAAGAAGAAUAUUAAUAAUCGGAUUGCCAACUGCCAAUUGGCGUCUGUUGGGCCAGUUAACGGAGCUAAAAAUCAGGAUGUUGGAGCUAGGAAGAUAUAUGUGGGUAAUGUGCAAGGGAGUAUUGAUAAAGAAAAGUUUAGAGCUUUCUUUGCUAAGUUUGGAGAAAUUGAGUCUGGGCCGACAGGUUUUGAUAAAGAAACGGGAAGGUCGAGAGGGUUUGCUUUGUUCGUUUAUAAGACGGUGGAGGGAGCUAAAAGGGCACUGGAGGAACCACACAAAGUGUUUGAGGGUCAGCAGUUGCAUUGCUCUAUAGCCACGGAUGGGAAGAGCAAGACUAAUCAGGUGCAGGUACAGGUACAGCAACAGCAACAGCAACAGCAACUACCGCAGGGUCAGGUGUUGGCGGCAGUAGCAGCAGCGCAGAAUUUCGCAUUGUUUGGACAGCGCCCUGGGUUUAAUCCACUUUAUGGAGGGUUGUUGGGUAACCCACUUGCUGCUGCUGCUUCUCCUGGUCCUACUGGGAUAAUUAGUCCGGUAAUGGCUGGUGCAAUGAGCCAGAGUCUCGUGCCAACUCGUCAAGUUGGAGGAUUAGGAGUUGCACGUCAGUCACUGCUUGGGAAUUAUGGGGCAGGUCGGGGGUUGCAGCAUGUUUAUUCAAAUGCACGGACAGGACAGGGCGGGGUGCGUAGGGGUCAGGAGCUUUUUGGGUCAUUUGCUUGAUAUCCAACACAUAUGUGCCAUUUGCGAGCUUGACUUAGUCUAUUCUGCCGAUCGCUAAGGUUGAUUUUUAUCUAAUAAGAAAAGCUGAUUGCAUAUAUACACUCAGCAAUAAAUGAAAGCAUGCACCAGACGUCUGCAAGAAGAUACUUCAAGUAUGGAGUUUGAUACGAGUCACUCAAAAACUUGAGGUACCGAGUAGACUUUUAACCCAUCAACCACUGGGCAUUCCCAUGAUUACUUAUACUUCACCAGUGGAGGGAUGUUGGCUGUUUUUAUUACCAUACUGUUGCCUGGAUAUAAAUGCCUCUCUAAAAGAGCCAAACAUAGAUAAGUGAGAUUCGAACAGAAUAGGUAGUAAGUUUAGCAACAUUUAAUCAGAUCUUACUCGUAGAAUUGUUAAGCAUGUUAUUGUUUUAAUGGGGUUUCUGUUGCUGAUUUCAAUUCUAGGGAUUCUUCUCCUAA